CACUCUCCUACCAAAAAAGGAAAAAAGGAAUUUUUUUCUGAGUGCUCUAUCUAUACUCUGUUGUUCAUUUCUUCUGUUAAUAAAAAACGGUUGUUGUUUUCCCUUGGUGGAGGAGCUCAGGAGCAUCCAGAUCCCGCGAAAUUCUUCAUGAGGUUUUGAGCUAAAAAAAAGCAAUGGAUGCCAGUGCUAUUGAGAAUGCAACUAUUGCAAUUCAGGUCCCUGACGGUAGGGAUCCAGAGAUGGAAUCAGAGAUUCAUGGUUCACAAGAUUCUGGCUCACCUAAUGGAGAGGGGAUGCGGGAACUGAGAAGCGCUGGAGAAGUUCUAACAAGAGUGGAACUGGAUUUGGCUUACUGUUCCGAGAAGUUAGUAAACUUGGAUGUGCUUUUGAUGAAUGUGGCUGCAAGGGAAAGUGAUUUUGAAGCUAUAACUGUAGAGAGUGACGAUGUUUCGGUCGACUCUGUUGAGAAAGCAAUGGAAUUCAAUAUUUUAUCUGGAGUCUUAGAUUCAGAGGUUAGGGAACUGGAUAAUUUCAUGGAAUAUCUUGAAAGAGAAAUUGGGGAUACUCGUCAGAAAAUAUCUUCAUGUGAGGGCUUGCGAGAUGCUUUCCCAGAAAUGGAAGAGAAGUUGCAUGACUCUGAAGAAUCUUUGAAGCAAUCGAAAGAUCAGGUCUCUGAGUUGGGGAUGCAAUCUUCCAAGUUCCAGAGGACUUUGUUAGCGUAUAGCGGGCAAGAAGAAAAUUGGAAUGAUGGCAAGGGUGCUGAUUUUGGUGAAAGCAAUCAAUUUUCAAACAUGAAUGCCAAGUUGAAAAUGCAGACUGCUGAACAACAAAGACAUAUUCUGAGAAUGCUGGAGAAAUCCUUGGCAAGGGAGUUAGAUCUUGAAAAGAAGCUAUCUGAAUCAAGACAAAAUGAAGAAGACAUGAAAUUAAAGCUACACUCUAUGGAACAAGAAGUGUUCUGUGUGGAAGAAGCUGAGGAGAUUGUUUGUGAGAGAUUAUUUGAAGCAGAGAGUGCUGCUGAGAUACUAAUGGGAGUUUCAAAAGAAAUGAUGGGUCGACUCCAGAUUGCUCAGUUUAAUCUAAGUAGUGCAAUUAAACGAGAGAGUGAGAUGAAUUCUCAACUUAAGGAUUCCAUGGAACAGGUAAGUGCUAAAGAAAGUUCUUUUCAGAAGCUUGAAUCCAGUAAUACAGAAUUCGACAACCUCCUUCUAGAUCAGACAACCAGCCUAAAAGCUGACCUGAAGGAAGCUGCGGAUAAAUACAUCCUUGCAAGUUCUGAGGCCUCCACUUUAAGGGAAAAAGUGAAUUCUCUUGAGGAGCAACUGAAAGAAUCUGAUAUUAAGCUACAGAAUGCAAAUGCUUCCUGGGAGGAAAGUCUCGAGCAGAAUAAUAUUUUUAAUUCUGAAAUAAGUGACAUGGAAAAUGUAAUUGAGGAUCUGAAAAAAAGUGUUUCUGAAGCUGAAAGUAAAGCAGAGGUUACUGAGGCCAAAUGUGUGCUGUUAACGGAGACUAACUUGGAACUUAACCAAGAGCUGGGUCUUCUUAAGAGCACUGGUAAUAACACAGAGAAGAUAAACGUUCUUGAGGAGCAGUUGACGGAAGCUGAUAUAGAACUACAACACGCAAAGGCAUCUGCUGAAGCAAGUCAGGAGCAGCAGACUCUGUUGAAUUCUGCAAUUGAUGAUAUGGAAAAUUUAAUUGCAGAUCUGAAGUUAAAAGUUUCAAAAGCUGAAAGUAGGGCUGAGAGUGCAGAAGCAAAGUGUAUUCUAUUAUCUGAAACUAACUUGGAACUUAAUGAGGAAUUGAAUUUUUUGAGGGGUAGAAUGGAAUCCUUGGAGUCAUCUUUCCGUAAAGCUGACAGUGCUAAAGUAGCAACUGCAAAGGACAUUAGCAUUAGGACCAAAGUUAUUACGGAUCUGGUCAUGCAACUGGCAAAGGAAAGGGAGCGUGUCCAGAAGCAGGUCUUAACUCUUCACUUGACUCAUUGUCCCAUUUUCAUGAUUAAAAAUUAA
This is a messenger RNA of Macadamia integrifolia, 2012 nucleotides long. RefSeq names its product WPP domain-interacting tail-anchored protein 1-like. The record is from RefSeq and is a predicted model, not a curated record. The transcript is spliced from 3 exons. Bases 174 to 2012 code for a protein of 612 amino acids. Lineage: Eukaryota; Viridiplantae; Streptophyta; Magnoliopsida; Proteales; Proteaceae.